Messenger RNA from Penicillium canescens, 3828 nucleotides. Its product is annotated as non-ribosomal peptide synthetase. The transcript has a single exon. Bases 1 to 3828 code for a protein of 1275 amino acids. The record is from RefSeq and is a predicted model, not a curated record. NCBI's taxonomy places the organism in Eukaryota, Fungi, Ascomycota, Eurotiomycetes, Eurotiales, Aspergillaceae.
AUGGCUGUUCUCGAUAUUACCAAAGAUUUACCUACCCUCUUUAAGAAACAGGUGCAGGCCACCCCGGACGCCAUUGCGCUAGAGGAUGAAACAACCUACACAUACCAACAGCUGGACCACGAGGUCGAAGCUCUCGCCAGCCGAUUGCGGACCUAUGGGGUGAGCCGUGACACCCUCGUGGGUGUACUUCUGCCACGCAGCGCACAUUAUGUGAUCGCGUGUCUGGCGGCCCUUCGCGCCGGAGGAGCAUUUCUGGUGCUCGAGCUGGCUUACCCCGCGGACCUCUUGGCGGAUGUCAUUGAGGACGCUAGUCCUGCCGUCAUCAUCACCCAUCGAUCUGAGGCCGAGAAAAUCAAGGCUCCUCUACCAGUGAUCGCCCUGGAUGAUCCAGUGGCUGAUGCCAAUGGGUCCGCCAAGGAACCUUCUCCAUUGCCGGCUGAUGAUGAUUUGGACCGUUUAGCCUUUGUGUCUUACUCGUCAGGAACCACCGGCAAACCCAAAGGAAUUGCCAAUCCUCACCGCGCUCCGGUUCUGUCUUAUGAUCUCAGAUUUGCUGUACAGGAUGUACAGCCUGGGGAUCGGGUGGCUUGCAAUGUCUUCUUUAUCUGGGAAAUGUUGCGUCCAUUGUUGCGGGGAGCGACAGUGGUGAUUGUGCCAGACGAAACCAGCUAUGAUCCGGCCGCCCUGGUCGACUUGCUUGCGGCCAAAAAGGUCACCGAGACCCUGAUGACACCCACGCUGUUAGCCACGGUUCUCUCCCGCUACCCGCGAUUCGGCACACGUGUUCCCGAUCUGAGAAUUAUUUGGCUCAACGGUGAAGUGGUGACCACAGAUUUGGCUCGCAAGGCCAUCAAGAUUCUUCCCAACACUCGCUUGCUCAAUUGCUACAGUGCAUGUGAAACACAUGAGAUCGCCUGCGGAGACAUCCGCGAAAUCAUUGAUGAGGAAGCUCUCUACUGCCCAGUUGGCCCACCGCUCGAUCCUUCACAUACGUAUGUUUUGGACGAAGCUGGCAAACAAGUCGAGACAGGCGCAUCAGGAGAGCUAUUUAUUGGCGGUCCCUUGUUGGCCCGGGAAUACAUUAACCUCCCCGAGGCCACUGCCAAGGCUUUCACACCUGACCCCUUCGACUCUACACCCGGCGCUCGGGUUUACAGGACUGGCGAUCUGGCGCGCAAGCUGCCUUCCGGACUCCUCGAGAUUACUGGCCGAGUUGGCGCAAUGAUCAAGCUCCGGGGCUACUCGGUGGUGCCGGCAAAGGUGGAGAGCGACAUCUGCCAAUAUUUGGCUGUUAGCCAAUGUGUCGUGAUCGCUUAUGGUGAGGGCCUUGACCGACAACUGGUUGCAUAUAUUGUCGCCGACAAGGAGGCGUCAGCUGAUCGCCCAGCUGUCACCAUCAACGAAUCUGGCCACAGCCCCGCGGCGCGCCGUGCUCUCGAGAAGAACCUCGCACACUACAUGAUUCCCGCCCUAUGGGUUGCACUGGAGGAACUUCCUACUAGUGAGGUCUCUGGAAAGGUUGACCUGAAGAGCCUCCCGACCCCCCGCAGUGGCAGCCCUAACGGCAGCGAACAGAGCGCCGGAAAGGACCCCAUCGGUAUCAACGAUAUCGCUGCGAUUUGGGAAACUGUUCUGAAAAUCUCGAAGAAUUUGCUCAAGCCGGAAGAUAGCUUCUUCGAUCUUGGCGGACACUCUUUGUCUCUGGCCGAUCUAUCAUCGAAGCUUUCGCGGCGUUUCGGUUUCCGUAUUCCGAUCCCCCGUCUUGCUGAAAAUACCACUCUUUCUGGUCACCUGGACACAGUGCGUGCAGUUAGAGACGGUCAUACUGAGGAGGUGCAAGCCAAUUUGCCCGCAGUUCUGCUUUCUGACUCUACUCUGGAUGAAGACAUCAAGCCUUCCAACACCGCCAUCACUUCGAUCACUGAGGCAAACACAGUGCUUUUGACUGGUGUGACUGGUUUCCUGGGCGCUUUCCUGCUGAAUGACCUGAUCGAGAACACCUCGGCUCGGAUCAUCUGUCUUGUUCGCUUCAGUGACCCAGAGCAAGAUGAUCAGGCUGGAGGUGUGGCUCGGAUUCGUAGGAACUUGUUAGACAUGGGACUUUGGCGCGACUCGCUUCUGGAGCGUGUCGAGGUCCUUCCUGGUAACCUUUCUCGUCCUCGCUUGGGUCUGUCUCCCGAUGUGUUUGAUGACAUCGCGUCUCGCGUCCAAGUUAUCGUUCACGCUGCCGCGACUGUCAACCUUGUUUACCCCUAUGCCGCACUUCGCGGUGCGAACGUCGGUGGAACCAGGGAGAUUCUUCGCCUGGCCGCUAAGGGAGGUGCGACUGUUCAGUAUGUUUCAACUAACGGCGUCUUGCCAUCGUCAGGAGAGAACGGCUGGCCCGAGACUACCAUGCUGUCUGCGGAAGAGGUCCCUAAGAAGCUGCUUGAUGGCUAUGGUCAGACCAAGUGGGUUGCUGAGCAGCUCGUGCUCAAGGCUGGUGAACGCGGAUUGCCAGUCAAGAUUCACCGGUGUGGUACCAUCAGUGGCCACAGUGUCACCGGCUCUGCUAACGCCUGGGAUUUGCUGACUGCUUUGAUUGUUGAAUCUAUCCAGCUUGGAUAUUUCCCAGACGUGGAAGGCUGGCGCGCAGAGAUGACUCCAGUGAACUUUGUCAGCAAAUCUAUUGUUCACUUGGCCACCCAAACCCAGACCGACCAGACUGUGCUCCACUUGGGCGAUCCCAAGCCGGUCGACACCCGAUCUGUCUUUGAGGAUCUCAAGGAGCUAGGUUAUGAGACUCAACCCCUCCAGUGGGAUGAGUGGGUGGCUCUUUGGUUCGAGAAGAGAGGUUCAACGAAGGGUGGAGAUGGUUCUUUCACUGUCGAUAUUCUUCGCAGUGGUAUGCCGACUGUCGAGUUCCUUCGGGACAUCGUGGUCCUCGACAACGCCCUGACUAGACCUCUCCGUGCCGAGGUCGAGCGACCCAAGGUGGACAGCCUAUUGCUGGAAACCUACACCCGACACUGGUUUGCCCGAGGAUGGCUGCCCCGUCCUCCCUCUCGUCAACGUGCUCUAAGCCGCCCUGUGGAGCCUACCGUGAAGGGUCCUCUCAGCGGACAAGUGGCCGUGGUCACAGGUGCAUCCUCAGGCAUUGGCGCGGCGGUAGCAGCCGCCCUAGCCAAACAAGGCUGUGCCGUCGCACUUGGCGCACGACGCCUCGAUGCUCUCGAAAGCACCAAGCGCAAAGUCGAAGCCCACGGCGUCAAGUGCAUCCUCCGCUCAACCGACGUCACAAGCAAGACCCAAGUCGAAACCCUCGUCCAAGCAGCAAGCGAAGAGCUCGGCCCGGUCGACAUCCUCGUCGCCUGCGCCGGAGUGAUGUACUUCACAAUGAUGGCCAACACCCAAAUGGACGAAUGGGAACGCACAGUCGACGUCAACUGCAAGGGUCUCCUCCACGCCCUCUCCUCCACAGUCCCAGGCAUGCUCUCCCGCGGCCGCGGCCACGUCGUCGCCAUCUCUUCAGACGCCGGCCGCAAAGUCUUCCCAGGCCUGGGCGUCUACUCCGCCAGCAAGUUCUUCGUCGAAGCAACCCUCCAAGCCCUCCGUCUCGAGACCGCAGGCGCCGGCUUGCGCGUGACAAGCAUCCAGCCCGGUAAUACAUCCACAGGCCUGCUAGGCAUGUCAACGGAUACCGAAGCCGUCAAGAAAUUCGGCGAGCCAUCCGGAGCGAAGAUCCUCGAUCCUUCGGAUGUUGCUAAUUCCAUCGUUUACGCCCUCACUCAGCCGGAAUAUGUCUCUGUCAAUGAGAUCCUGGUCGAGCCCCGUGAUGAACCUAUUUAA